Trametes versicolor FP-101664 SS1 is the source of this 1215-nucleotide messenger RNA. RefSeq names its product manganese peroxidase isozyme precursor (gene MnP9s). Gene Ontology annotation, molecular function: heme binding; peroxidase activity. The coding region runs from base 1 to 1215 and encodes 404 amino acids. The transcript is spliced from 6 exons. The record is from RefSeq and is a predicted model, not a curated record. Lineage: Eukaryota; Fungi; Basidiomycota; Agaricomycetes; Polyporales; Polyporaceae. Gene Ontology annotation, biological process: hydrogen peroxide catabolic process; response to reactive oxygen species; cellular response to oxidative stress.
AUGCGUCUGCCACAGGUUCAGCUCUACGUGGAUAAAGACCGAGUGCAUAUAAAGGCGACCACGAAACCUCAGAAAGCCCUCAGGCCAUCGAGCUCUCUUCCCCCAUCCUGCAAAACCUCGGGUAAUGGCUUUCAGGCUCCUCGCAUCCUUCGUGUCCUCGCGGCUCUCCAGGUCACCAACGGUGCGCUCACCCGCAAGGUGACGUGCGCGGGCGGCCAGGUCACCGCGAACGCGGCGUGCUGCGCGCUCUUCCCCGUCCUCGAGGACAUCCAGACGAACCUCUUCGACGGCGGCGAGUGCGGCGAGGAGGUGCACGAGUCCCUCCGGCUUACCUUCCACGACGCCAUCGGCAUCUCCCCAGCUAUCUCGCGCACCGGCAAGUUCGGAGGUGGGGGCGCGGACGGUUCCAUUGCCAUCUUCGCGGAUAUCGAGACGAACUUCCACGCGAACAAUGGGGUGGACGAGAUUAUUGGGGAGCAGGCGCCGUUCAUCGCGCGCCAUAACCUCACCACGGCCGACUUCAUCCAGUUUGCUGGGGCGAUUGGGGUGAGCAACUGCCCUGGCGCGCCCCGCCUGGACGUCUUCAUUGGCCGCAAGGACGCCACCCAGCCCGCGCCCGACCUGACGGUCCCUGAGCCGUUCGACGAUGUCACCAAGAUCCUCGAGCGCUUUUUCGACGCCGGCAAGUUCACACCCGCCGAGGUCGUCGCUCUGCUCGCCUCGCACACGAUCGCCGCUGCUGACCACGUCGACCCGACCAUCCCCGGCACGCCAUUCGACUCGACGCCCGAGUUGUUCGACACGCAGUUCUUCAUCGAGACGCAGCUCCGCGGCACGCUCUUCCCGGGCAACGGGAGCAACCAGGGGGAGGUGAUGUCGCCGCUGCACGGCGAGCUCCGUCUCCAGUCCGACGCGGAGCUCGCGCGCGACAUCCGCACCUCGUGCGAGUGGCAGUCUUUCGUCAACAACCAGGCGAAGCUCCAGUCCGCGUUCAAGGCGGCGUUCGCGAAAAUGACCGUGCUGGGCCAGAAUACGCGCAAUCUGAUUGACUGCUCGGACGUCGUGCCGACCCCGCCGCCGGCCGCGAGUAAGGCGCACUUCCCGGCUGGGCUCACGCACCGGGACGUUGAGCAGGCGUGCUUCUUUGCGCCGUUCCCGACUCUCCCGACUGACCCCGGACCGGCUACGUCCGUCGCUCCCGUCCCCCCAUCCUAA